AUGGUGAGCCAGCUAGUUUGGCAGCGGGCAUCUGCCGCUCGCGGGCUGGCACGCCUGUCUCCGCAACGACCCUUCGCCCGUGGCCUGGCCACCGAGUCCUCUUCCUCGCGCAUGCCGCCCUACCCCAAAAUUGUCCGGAACCUCGAACAAGUCCGCAGAGUCCUGGGCUCUGAGCGUGCCCUCACCCUCGCCGAAAAAAUCCUCUACGCCCAUCUGGAGAACGCAGAGGAAUCCCUGUUGUCCGGCACCAACAAUGGCCGCGAUGUCCGGGGCAAGGCCAAUCUGAAGCUCAAGCCGGAUCGUGUGGCGAUGCAGGAUGCCUCGGCGCAAAUGGCCCUGCUGCAGUUCAUGUCCUGCGGUCUGCCCUCAACGGCUGUGCCCGCCAGUAUCCACUGUGACCAUAUGAUUGUUGGCGAGCGCGGCGCGGAUACCGACUUGCCGGCGUCGAUCAAGGGGAACAGCGAGGUGUUUGACUUUUUGGAGAGUGCCGCAAAGCGCUACGGUAUUGAGUUCUGGCCUCCCGGUGCAGGUAUCAUUCACCAGAGCGUGUUGGAGAACUACGCUGCUCCGGGAUUGAUGAUGCUCGGUACUGACAGUCACACCCCUAACGGAGGUGGUCUGGGCGCUAUUGCGAUUGGUGUUGGUGGUGCCGAUGCAGUUGAUGCGCUUGUGGAUGCUCCGUGGGAGCUGAAGGCCCCCAAGGUCCUGGGUGUUCGUCUCGAGGGUCAGCUGAGCGGCUGGGCAUCUCCUAAGGACAUCAUCUUGCAUUUGGCCGGCAAACUGACCGUUCGUGGCGGUACUGGAUUUGUCAUUGAGUAUCACGGUCCGGGUGUGGACACCCUCAGCUGCACAGGCAUGGCCACUUGCUGCAACAUGGGUGCCGAGGUGGGCGCCACCACUUCGAUCUUCCCUUUCUCGCAGAGCAUGGUACCGUAUCUGCAGGCAACUCACCGCAGCCAUGUUGCGCAGGCCGCGGCGGAGAUUGCAGCUGCUGGCCCGCAGAGCUUGCUACGGGCCGAUACGAAGGCCGAAUACGACCAGCUUAUUACGAUUAACCUAUCAGAACUGGAGCCCCAUAUCAACGGCCCAUUCACACCGGACCUGUCCGUGCCGCUUUCGCAGUUUGCGGAUACGGUACGCGAGAAGAAGUGGCCCGAGACUUUUGGUGCUGGUCUGAUUGGCAGCUGUACCAACUCGUCGUACGAGGACAUGACCCGCGCAGAGGAUUUGGUCAAGCAGGCUUCAGCAGCGGGCCUAAAGCCCAAGGCCGACUUCUUCAUCACUCCUGGUAGCGAGCAGAUUCGGGCUACGCUUGAUCGAGACCAGACCCUCAGCACGUUCUCUGAGGCCGGUGGCACGGUUCUGGCCAACGCAUGUGGACCCUGCAUUGGUCAGUGGAAGCGCACAGAUGGUGUGCCCAAGGGCGAGGACAAUGCGAUCUUCACCUCGUACAACCGCAACUUUCCCGGUCGUAAUGACGGCAACCGCCGCACCAUGAACUUCCUGGCAUCUCCCGAAGUUGUCACCGCUCUCUCCUACUCCGGCAGCACGACCUUCAACCCCAUGACUGACUCGAUCACCACUCCAAGCGGCGAGUCCUUCAAAUUCCAGCCCCCGAAGGGCUUCGACCUACCAAGUGCCGGCUUCGAGGCUGGUAACCCGGACUUCCAGCCCACGGCUGCGGUGCCCGACGCCAGCUGCGAGGUGGUUGUCUCGCCGACUUCGGACCGCCUGGCUCUCCUGGAGCCAUUCGCGCCUUUCCCGGAGGGCGACCUGUCCGGUCUUCAGGUGCUGUACAAGGUCAAGGGCCAGUGCACGACAGACACGAUCUCCGCCGCAGGCCCCUGGCUCAAGUAUAAGGGCCACCUGCCCAACAUCUCCGCAAACACGCUGAUCGGCGCUGUGAAUGCCGCGACUGGCGAGACGAACGUCGCAUACGACGAGGCCGGGCUACCGCACGGGAUCCCCGAAUUGGCCAGCCAGUGGAAGAAUCGCGGUAUCGAAUGGCUGGUUGUCGCCGAGGAUAACUACGGUGAGGGUUCUGCCCGUGAGCACGCCGCUCUGCAGCCCCGCUACCUCGGUGGCCGGGUUAUCGUCUCCAAGAGCUUCGCCCGCAUCCACGAGACGAACCUCAAGAAGCAAGGUGUUGUGCCUUUGACUUUUGCCAACCGUGAGGACUACGACCGUAUCGACGCAUGUGACCGUGUUGACACCGUUGGUCUCUACGAUGUUCUCAAGGCUGGUGGCCAGGGUGAGGUCCAGCUCCGCGUUACCAAGCAGAAGACUGGCGAGUCGUUCGUAAUUCCUGUCAAUCACACCCUCAGCAGCGCCCAGUGUGGUUUUGUCCUCGCGGGCAGUGCGUUGAACCUUCUGGCUAAGAAGGCUGGCUCUCAGUAA
Messenger RNA from Penicillium lagena, 2397 nucleotides. Its product is annotated as aconitate hydratase ACO2. The transcript is spliced from 2 exons. The record is from RefSeq and is a predicted model, not a curated record. Gene Ontology annotation, cellular component: cytosol; mitochondrion. NCBI's taxonomy places the organism in Eukaryota, Fungi, Ascomycota, Eurotiomycetes, Eurotiales, Aspergillaceae. Gene Ontology annotation, biological process: tricarboxylic acid cycle. Gene Ontology annotation, molecular function: aconitate hydratase activity; 4 iron, 4 sulfur cluster binding. Bases 1 to 2397 code for a protein of 798 amino acids.